Pyricularia pennisetigena is the source of this 612-nucleotide messenger RNA. RefSeq lists its product as uncharacterized. Lineage: Eukaryota; Fungi; Ascomycota; Sordariomycetes; Magnaporthales; Pyriculariaceae. The record is from RefSeq and is a predicted model, not a curated record. The transcript has 2 exons. Gene Ontology annotation, molecular function: glutathione specific gamma-glutamylcyclotransferase activity; gamma-glutamylcyclotransferase activity. The coding region runs from base 1 to 612 and encodes 203 amino acids. Gene Ontology annotation, biological process: glutathione catabolic process. Gene Ontology annotation, cellular component: cytoplasm.
AUGGCCGCGAAUGGAAAUCCCCUCCCGGAUGAUGAUGGGGAGUUUUGGAUUUUUGGUUAUGGCGAGGAUCACCGAGGAACACCAGAGAAGCCCGGACGUGUCGUCACGCUGCUGGAGCGCUCCUUCUGGCAGACACUGACUGAUCACCACGAGGAUGCUCCCGAUCGCGUCUGGGGCGUUGCGUACCGCAUCAAGGCCGACAAGGUGGAAGAGGUCAAGGACUAUCUAGACAUUCGAGAGAUCAACGGGUACACCAUCCACUACACGCCCUUCCACCCAGCAGACGGAUCCGGCCCGAUCAGGACCUUGGUCUACAUCGGCACCCCCGACAACCCCCAGUUCGUGGGACCUCAGGACCCGCAGGCACUCGCCGAGCAUAUCCACCGCUCCGAGGGUCCCAGCGGACUGAAUAGGGACUAUCUGCUGUCCCUGAACGAUGCACUGAACCAGCUGGGACCGGAGAGCAGGGAUGAGCAUGUCGCCGACCUGUCGAGACGUGUUCGUGCCAUGCAGGCGGACUCUGCGGCUCAGGCUGACCAACCGUCCCAGCAUCAUGACUUUCGCAAAGUCCACAGCACUGAGGAACAAGAAGAGACUGAGAAGUCUACCUAG